Trichoderma harzianum CBS 226.95 is the source of this 2691-nucleotide messenger RNA. RefSeq lists its product as hypothetical. The transcript is spliced from 3 exons. The coding region runs from base 1 to 2691 and encodes 896 amino acids. The record is from RefSeq and is a predicted model, not a curated record. Lineage: Eukaryota; Fungi; Ascomycota; Sordariomycetes; Hypocreales; Hypocreaceae.
AUGGCCGGGAAAAUCUACACUCCCAGCGAACUCCUACGACUCAAGAAUACCCCUAUGAAUAGAGAGCUUUACAAUCAGCUCCAAGAAAAACUUCGCCAAGAUCAAGCGCUAGGUGAAGUUCUUCGCAUGCCUCUUGAGAGCUCACUUGCUCGCAUCAUGGAGGAACCUGCCAAUGUGCCUGUAGGCUUGGAGAGCGCUUCUCCCCGCCGUGGCGAAUCUGCUAGACAGUUGGAUGGUACUGAAUCCGAAUGGAGAUAUCGUGGCCGCAGAGACUCGGAAGCUAUUGGGGGCCAGCCCAUCUCAGCUCCGACUGGCCUGAGCGCCCAGAAGGAUGAAGGCUUCCAACGAUUCUACCGAGCAGUCGUGUCACCAACUCACGUUCGAGUUACUGCUGGCGGCCGCAUCGUGCCCAACACACGUGGCUCUCCAUCGCCCACAACUAGGUGGCCCAAAGACAAAUCUGCGAUGGAAGCAGCUGAGAACAACUCCAACCGCCAGCCAUACCGAGAUAUUCUCCAGCAAAGUCAAUUUAUUGUGCCUCAACACCCCAUGGGAUUCUUUCCCCACCACGCCAUGAUCCCAGGCUUUGCGCCUGGAAUGGUGCCUGCAAUGCCUGGCAUGGCCGCAAUUUCUGCGAUGUCCCCAAUGCCAUCGAUGCCUGCGAUGCAUGCUAUCCAAGCAAUGCCAUCGGCGUCAGCGGCGCCAGGCGUACCAGCAGGAGCAAACCCAUAUCCCAUUGUGCCGUGGCCAUUGGGAUUCAAUAUCUCAGGGCCAGGAGGAGCGGCUCAACCUUCUCUCAUGGGCCACCCCUCAGGUCUUAUGCCAAUGCCACCAAACCCAGCCACUGGUGAUAGGCAGGAUGAGACGGGAGCUUCAGAGAAUGCAACCCCAACUCGGCCUCCUCCCCCUGAGAGUGGCGAGGUAGCCCGACCUUACGUGCACAAUGGACAAUGGGUGUUCCCCCCUACUGCUCACUUUGCUAUGGGACCUCAUCCCGUACAUCCCGCAUUCAUGGCUCCCUCAAUGGUGCCUAUGGUGGCUGGCCACAGGCUCAUUCCCAACCAUAUCAUGGCUCCUAUGGCCCAGAGCAACGGACAGGCGCUGCAGAUACCACCACAGGCAGUGGCCUUGCCACCUCCUCUUCAAGUCCCCCCGGUACCAACCCCUACCCCCUCCAAUGGACAGCAUCAGUCCUCCAUCCGAGCAAGCCAAAUAACCAAAAAACAGCUUUCAGUUCUUCGUGCGUCCCUCAAGUGGGCAGAAGACCAGCUCCAGUACAACAAGCACCAGAUUGAUGAACGAACCAUGGAGCUUCAUGCAGAGUCGUUGCGCUAUUCUAUUGGACACUUCGAGAAGGUUCAAGAUGAGCAGGCCGCAAAUGAGAAACGGAGCCACCCAAAAGACCAGGCAAAGGACGACAUGAGUGACUUCGCCUCUGCAGACGAGGAACGAUCAAAGUCUCCAGUGACUAGCAGCGUCAAACCUGAAAAUAGCGGCGCUGAAAGCUUUACUAGCCUGCCAGAGGAGUCCUCCAUGGAGCGGGCUGACAAGGCGAUGCCGACAGCUCAGCGAAAGGCUUUCACUUCUAGCCAUGAGGAAGCAACAGUUCAGGUUGCCUCGACUGCCCAAAUUCUCAAGCUUUCCGAUGAGAUCGGAGCCAACAAGAGAUCUUCAACUCUGCCUGUCACGGCAGCGCUGGCUCCUCCAUUCCAACCUCGUGCUGUGGGUGGCCAGGAUACCAGGGACGUGUUGCCUAGCUCUGGUCAUCCCAAGCCCAUAUCUGGAGAGGAUGACUCUACUAAGCCUUAUCUCGUUGGACAGCUCCCACCCGGUAUGAGAGUCGAGCACGCCAGGGAUACUGAUUACAUUUACCCACGACAACUUACUGAAGAUGAACUCCGAGCUCGUCACAUGUACUGGGGUAAAGCUCCUCACCACCUUCAAAGCGGUCUUCCCAAGUUUGAUGGCCAGAAUUUCUAUCCACCUUCACCAGACAGAAGCCAGUGUGGCGAGCAUGAGUCGGAAGUCAGUCGUGGACAAGAAUCUCUUCAUACCAAGGCAUCCCAAGUUGACAAUGGUGAUGGGAAUGUCAGCACUGACCCCUUUCAAUCUUCUCGACAUGAUUCACGUCAAUACGAGCGCGGUGGAGUGGGAAUCACCACUGAGUCGAGUUCAUCUCAGCAUUCUGGAAUGUCCACCAACGGUGGCGAUCGUUCUCGCCAAGAGGCCGGAAAAAAGGCCCCUAGAGGAAGUCGUCAUCAAAUGGCUAUGACUGGCAAUCCCAACGCUCGCUCAGAGAGCGACAGUCCCGACGAAAAUGACGAGAAGAGCAUCGUCUUCAAAGGGCGCAACUCUUUGCGCCAAACUCGACCACGACCUCGCAGCGGCAUAUGGCACGAUAUGAUGAAACGCGGUACAUCGAGCAGCAACGCAGUUCCAGGAACAGUUUCCUCUACAACAGUUCAGGGCGUUCUACCUCACUACAGUGGCCAUGCGACUGCGUCUCUCACUCCCACAGCAACCAACAUCAGCUCAUCUCGUGAGCAGACAAUCAAGUCGGGAAAUGCCAACGAGGGUGAACCGGCCAACCUUACGGCCGAGAGACAGAUCGAAAACAGGCCCCUAGGAGAUGGCAAGCACAAUGCUCAUUCCGGUGUUCAGGGGUCGAAGAAGCGAACCUCAAUGCUUUGA